Messenger RNA from Heterotrigona itama, 2169 nucleotides. NCBI's taxonomy places the organism in Eukaryota, Metazoa, Arthropoda, Insecta, Hymenoptera, Apidae. The record is from the annotation of a GenBank genome assembly.
AUGGAAGAACUUGAAAUAUUCGGAAUAAUAGCAUUUGACGGUUAGUAGUUGUAAUUCUUCCAUAAUAAUGAGAAUUCGUUAAAUUUUUAAUAUAAAAGAACUUGAAAGUACAUAAAGCCAUUAAUAUUAUUCAUUUGUCAUGUAAGAUCAAGUAAUUGUUUUGCAGGUGUAAUAAGAAAUGGUUUACGAUUACAUCCUGAUGGAGAACACCUUGUGUAUCCAAUGGGCAACAAAAUUACUAUCAAACAUAUAAAAACGAGUGAACAAUUCUUUCUUACUGGCCAUAAGAAUUUUGUUUCCACUUUAUGCAUUUCACCUUCUGGUGAAUUAAUAGCUUCUGGACAAAUAAACCAUCAUGGUUUCAAGGCAAUGGUUAUAAUAUGGGAUUAUAAAAAUCGUAAAAUGAAAUACAGCUAUGAAAUGCACAAAGUUAGAGUCGAAGGCGUAUGUUUUACAGAAAAUGAACAGUAUCUUAUCAGUCUUGGAGGCAGAGAUGAUGGUCGCAUCAUAAUAUGGGAUAUUGAAAAUGGAACUCCCCUUUGUGGUGCUCUUGCUGGAAGUGAAACAUCUGGAAAUAUUAUAAUAAUCGCACCAACUAACACUUGCAAAACGAGUUUUAUCACUGGUGGGGACAGUAAUCUGAAAUUAUGGCGUAUCAGCUCGAAAGAUCGAAAGUUAUAUGGGACAGAUGUAAAAGUCGGAAAGAUUAAACGUUCGAUUAAUUGUUUAGUUAUAGAUGAAAACGAUGAAAAUGUUUACUGCGGAACAACGUCUGGCGAUAUCAUAAAAGCAAGGUUAUUAAACAUAGAAGAAUCAGAGGAACGGACUAAAUAUCCGGUAAUGAUCGGAUGUUAUUCAAAAAUACCAACGCGUAGGAGAACGCGCAUAGCAAAAACAAAUGGACCUGACGUAGAAGUGUAUGCAGGUGGUGUGAAAAAUUUGUUGCUUUUAGAAAAAGACAAAUUAAUCGUAGGUACUGGCGAUGGUACAGUCGAAUUAAUUGAAAUAACAAAAGGUGCGAGACUUGAUGUAAAUAAGAUGAACAAAUCGUUAACAAUACCUGCAAUAAUAACAUAUCGUACAGAGAAUGUAUGUGCCAUGGUAACAUCAAUGAUCCGGUAUAAAAAUAAUUUUAUAUUAGUAGCGACUGCUCUAUGCGAGAUCUAUGAAAUUGAAUUAUCAAGCUUUCAAAUGCGUUUAAUCGUCACUUGUCACACAAAUUCGAUAUACGAUUUAGCAUUCCCACGGAAUAGUUCAGAAAUAUUUGCAACGGCUAGUAAAAAUGAUAUACGAAUAUGGAAACUAGCCACUCAAAAAGAAUUGCUUCGAAUUACCGUACCUAAUUUUGCUUGUUCCAGCAUAUGUUUUGAUAGCAAUGGUGAUUCUAUAAUAUCUGCUUGGAACGAUGGUACGAUAAGAGGAUUUGCCUUGAACGGUGGAAAACUAUUAUUCGAGAUUAAUUCGGCUCAUACGAAAUGUGUGUCAACAGUUACCAUUACGAACGACAAUGAUCAAUUGAUCAGUGGUGGUUGUGAUGGACAAGUGCGAAUAUGGAACGCAAAAUCUGAAUUACGACAUUUACUGCAAGUUCUGAAAGAACAUAGGGGCCCAAUAACAUCGCUACAUGUUUCACCAGAUAAUAAGAGUUUGAUUAGUUCUAGUACAGAUGGUACAUGCAUACUAUGGAAUUUAAGAAAUUUCACGAGAAAAUUCAUGUUAAGUGGAAACACAAUGUAUAUGGCAACGUGUUUCACUCCUAGCGGUGUUCAAAUUUUAACAUGUGGUACAGAUGGCAAAAUAGCUUAUUGGGAAACAUUGGAUGGUUCGUUGGUUCGAGAAAUCGAAGGUUCAAUUACUGGAACCUUAAAUACCAUUGGUAUUAGUCACGAUGGACAACAUUUUCUCACUGGAUCAGAUGAUUCUAUAGUAAAACUAUGGGAAUAUCGUACCGCUACUACUAUUCGUUUAGGCCUCGCACAUGCAGCUGCCAUUACUCGUUGUGUCUUUGCUCCAGACGAUAAAUUUAUUGCCACAGCAAGUGCAGAUGGUUCUAUAAUGCUUUGGAAAUAUCCUUUUUUGAAAACAUCGAUCACAGAUGAUAAUAAACAACACACACAAUCAUUAUCGACAGUAUCCGUAACAAAUAUGUGUGAACCAAAUUGCAAAUAA